Molecule: messenger RNA, 3133 nt
Organism: Scophthalmus maximus (turbot)
Lineage: Eukaryota; Metazoa; Chordata; Actinopteri; Pleuronectiformes; Scophthalmidae
Gene: tm9sf1
Product: transmembrane 9 superfamily member 1
Exons: 9
Coding region: 583-2367 (594 amino acids)
Biological process (GO): protein localization to membrane
Cellular component (GO): membrane
Source: RefSeq, a predicted model, not a curated record
GGGGAGGGAAUUCGAUUGGUUCACCGAGGCUGAAGCAUAUCCGGUUAAUACUGCGAAAUACAGAAGCGAUAGAGUCGUUCGGGUUGUGGCCUCGGAGCAAUUAAAUGGCACGUUUUCGGUGGCGUUAGAGCAACAAAACAAACCGCACACGUUUCAAAUAUAUUGCGAGUGUGACCGGCCGCAAAGUAACCGGUAACGUUCGGAGGUGGGUUUCGGUUUCUCCGCCCACCCCGGAAGACUUGAACGGAGUCGUCGUUAUUUUUUAUUUUCUGAGGUGACGUGGAGUCGGACCCCUUCUUCCACACUGUCUCAUUUGUCGGCAAAAAAAGUACUGCGUGUACCCGAACAGGGACGUCGCGUCGAGGCAGUCCGCGAUGUCCAUGCAGUAAAAUCUUCACAUUGCGCUCCAGUGUCGGCGCAUACCGGAGCAGGGGGAAGACCGUCGGGGCCUAGAGUCAAGAGGAAUCCGGCGGACAGACGGGGUUUGUCGUGUUUGCGGCAUCGCGACUCAAGUGACACCGCAUCGGUACAGGGGUUAUUCAGCGUGGAGCGGGACACCUGCCGGGGCGCUGCCAGAACACAAUGGGGCUGCGCUGCAUCUUGAUCCUGUGCUUGUUCUCGAGCUGCGGCGCGGUCUACAAGCAGGGGGACAACGUGACUCUCUUUGUCAACAAAGUGGGUCCUUAUCAUAACCCCCAGGAGACGUAUCACUACUACACCCUGCCUGUUUGCAGGCCAGAGAAGGUACACCACAAGUCCCUGAGUCUGGGAGAAGUGUUGGAUGGCGACAGAAUGGCAGAGUCGUUGUAUCACAUCCGCUUCAGAGAGAACGUGGAGAAAAAAACUCUCUGUCAACUGACUCUUUCGGAGAAACAGGUGGACCAGCUUCGAGAGGCUAUCGAGGAGCUGUACUACUUUGAAUUUGUCUUGGAUGAAAUCCCAAUCUGGGGGUUCGUGGGCUACAUAGAGGAGAGCGGCUUUCUGCCCCACAGCCACAAGGUGGGUUUGUGGUCUCACCUAGACUUCAACAUUGAAUACAACGGCAACUCUGUGAUUUUUGCCAAUGUCUCGGUGAAAGACGUGAAACCCGUUCCCCUGGAGGAGGGGGCGGGUGCAGCAGUGGGGGGAGUCGGUUUGGGCGGAGGAAGCCUGACGGUCACCCACACCUACAGCGUGCACUGGUUCGAGUCCCCCCUGCCUCACGCCCGGAGAGCAGAGCGCCUGCGGGACUACUCGUUCUUCCCCAAAACACUGGAGAUCCACUGGCUGUCCAUCAUCAACUCGCUGGUGCUGGUGGUGCUGCUGCUGGGCUUCGUCAUCAUCAUUCUAAUGCGGGUCCUCAAGAAUGACUUUGCCAGAUACAACGUGGAGGAGGAGGGUGGCUGCGACGAUCUGGACCAGGGAGACAACGGCUGGAAGAUCAUACACACUGACGUCUUCAGGUUUCCCCCCUACAAAAGCCUGCUGUGUGCUGUGCUGGGAGUGGGGGCUCAGUUCCUUACCCUUGCCACGGGGAUCAUCGUCAUGGCAUUGUUGGGGAUGUUCAAUGUGCAUCGCCACGGCGCCAUCAACUCGGCAGCGAUCGUCCUGUACGCCCUGACCAGCUGCGUGUCUGGGUACGUCUCCUGUAGCUUCUACACACAGAUCAACGGCCAGCGCUGGGUGUGGAACAUCAUCCUCACCUCGUCCCUCUUCUCCGCUCCCCUGUUCCUGACGUGGAGUGUAGUGAACUCCAUCCACUGGUGGAGCGGCUCCACUCAGGCCCUGCCGGCCACCACGGUGCUCCUCCUGCUGGGCGCCUGGGUGCUGGUGGGCUUCCCCCUCACAGUUAUCGGAGGCAUUGUGGGAAAGAACCGGGCCGGGAACUUCCAGGCCCCCUGCCGCACUCGCAACAUCCCCCGACAGAUCCCGACACAGCCCUGGUACAAACGCACAGCUGUGCACAUGGCCAUCGGCGGCUUCCUGCCAUUCAGUGCCAUCUCUGUGGAGCUGUACUACAUCUUUGCCACCGUUUGGGGCAGAGAGCACUACACCCUCUAUGGCAUCCUGCUGUGUGUCUACGCCAUCCUCCUCUCUGUGGGCGCCUGCAUCUCCGUGGCCCUCACCUACUUCCUGCUGUCAGGCGAGGACUACCGCUGGUGGUGGCGGAGUGUGCUGAGCACUGGCUCCACCGGCGUCUUUAUCUUUGUCUACUCCGUUUUCUACUACCGGAACCGGUCGUCCAUGAGCGGCCUGGUCCAGAGCACGGAGUUCUUUGGCUACUCUCUGCUCACGGCGCUCGUCUUCUCCCUGAUGCUGGGCAGCGUGUCGUUCUGGGCCUCGCUGGCGUUUAUCCGAUACAUCUAUCACAGCCUCAAGAUGGACUAGACAUGAAACAUGCAGCUCUAAAUAAACAUCUCCUCAUAGCACACAUGGACAAUCUUCAUUACCCUCUCUGGCUCUCUGUUGGGUUAAUGGGAGGAGAAACUGGGGCCUUUACUCUACUUACUGUGUAUGACAGAGAGAUUUAAAUCAGAAAGGAGCCAUCUGUGUUGCAAUACGAGAUGCUUGGUGAGCUGUGUGGAUGGAUGGACAGAUAAAGGGAAAAUCAUCAGGAGGGGGAUUGUUAAAUGAUUGAGUUGAUUUAUUCGUUGAAUUGGUGGCAUCAUCUGCUCUGGUUUUUACUUCACGGUCUACCAAGGCAUGAUGGGAUCUUAAAGGAAACCCUGGCUUUCCCCCGAGACAGCUGACUCAUACUAGUUUUGUUUCAUUAUGUAGCAAUACAAGCAUUAAUACUGGCGAUUAUACCCCCAAUUACACCAGAAUUGUCAGGUUAUUCAAACUUAAAAAUUGUUUUGCACCGGUCCCGUUUAACUAGACACGGCCCUGUGGUCGUACAAGACAAAUAAUGCCAUGUAGAUUAAUGCUGCGUUCUAUAAUAUCGAAACUACCGACCUCAGAGUCGAAUGUUGCAACUGGAUCGCUCCUUUACAACUCGGGAGAUCAGAAGAAAAUCGGAGGCAUAAUGGAACGCAGGGUGAGCAGCAGCUGUGAAAUGUUGGUGAUGGGAGCAAUAUUGUCACCAUUUUGGUCACCAUUGAGCUUUGGUUCUAUUGUAAAUAUUGUCUUUUCAAUAAAUUGCUUUUUAAUACAA